GCCCGCCCCCAACCAGCCAGCCAGCCGGGACCGCCCGAGCCGUGGCGGGGAUGUCGAGGCGGGCCCCUUGCCCCGCGGCCGCCGGCGAGCACAGCAGCUGCUGAAGGAGCUCCAGGCCGCCCCGCCGGCUCCCCCCAGCUCCGCCGUGCCGCGCCCUUGGUCAGCCAGCCAGCCAGCCAGCCAGCCAGCCGGCCCCACCACCGCCCAGCCGCCCGACGGAGCCUCGCCCGCCCUGCGAGAUGGAGAUGAUCGACGCCAGCACGGUUCAGCAGGAGAGGCUGCAAGCCAUCGCGGAAAAGAGGAAGCGCCAAACUGAGAUUGAAAAUAAACGACGACAGUUGGAAGAUGACCGGCGCCAACUGCAACACCUAAAGUCGAAAACUCUGCGGGAAAGAUGGCUGCUAGAAGGAGCUCCUUCAUCCACGGCUGAGGAAGGGGAAGCCUUGAAGAAGCAGAUGGAGCUGGAUGACUUGAAGGCCAAAGAGCUGGAAGGCUGCAUCCAGAGGUUGGAGAAGGAGCUGGAACUGUUUGAAAAUGGAGUCUCAGCAUCUUCGACCGGAGAGACCUUGGCAGAGGAGGCUACGGAAGAGAAACCCACCCACUCACAAAAGGCUCCUUUGGGCUCAGCAAAGUCCUCCAACAGUCCCAUGAAAAUGCUGGAAAGAGGUGGCAUGAUGAAGGCAGCUACAUACUCUGUGGAAAUCACUGUGGAAAAAGACAGAGUCACUGGGGAGACCAAGGUCCUGUCGAGCAGCACUAGACUCCCCAAGGUCCACUCAAUACAGGGGGUCAAAGUGUACGAGGACGAGACGAAAGUGGUUCACGCGGUCCAUGCUGAGGAUGGGGCCAUGGAGAAUGGCAUCCACCUUCUCAGCUCCUCUGAGGUAGAUGAACUCAUCCACAAGGCCGACGAAGCCUCCGAGAAGGCCAAGAGCAAUCCCCCCAGCCAGAAGGUCACGCCCCGGAAGGAAAUCACCGGUGUUCAGGCCAAGCCAGUGCAUGGCCCAAAGGGUCCCGAGCCAAGCAAGGAGCAGCCGGUCACCAUGAUCUUUAUGGGUUAUCAGAACGUGGAAGAUGAGAACGAGACCAAAAAAGUGCUGGGCCUCGAGGGCACUAUCAAAGCUGAGCUUGUGAUGAUCGAAGAUGCAGAGAACAAACCCACAUCAGAUAGCACAGGGAAGGACCAUGCCCCGCCCAAUGGCAGCACCGUGGAGGCCGUGACAACCCUCCUGCAGAAGGAAGAGAACCAGGCAGGCGAGCAGCCGGCAGCCAACGACACCGACCCUAAAGAAGUGGACAAGGAUCUCGACGUCAAAAAACAGCGCUGCAAAUGCUGUUCUGUCAUGUAAGUUGGCUGCCUUCAACUCUGCAGGCCAUUGGGACUGCCUUUCCUCCCCUCCUCACCCGUCACUCUCACCAGGAUACUUUGACUUCGCCUCCUCCUCGGGUACCUUUUAAGUUAGCUCCUUGGUUUUUUGAUUUUACUAAACAAGACAACGGUUGUAUUAUUUUUAUUUUCAGGAGGGAUUGCCUUUUUUCUAUCUUUAAGUGACCAAGAACUUAUCUGUGGCUUUGGUGAAAAGUGUAUAGUAUAUACACUGCAGCUGCUAGGCUGCCUGUUCUUCUUUGCCCUCGCAUCCGUAAAACAUCCUUAUCCAUCCUUUCAUAAACAUAACGGAUGCCAUAUUGUAUUUAUUAGCUCAAGUAAUCAUUUUUAUCCCUCUCUGCAGCAAGAUGCAUCAGGAAAUCUUAAACUUCCACAUGACCAAAUUUCAUGGCCCUUUAAAAAAAUUAUUUGAAAGAUGAGUUGACGUGCCCUAAUCCUACUGAGCCAAUCCUGCAAUGUUAUCCGAAGGAAAAUUACCAAUCAUGGAACCCGCAUGAGUGUAGCUUUUGCAAUUGGUCUUGCAGCCCUUGGAAUUCAUUUGGUCUUUAAGAUCUUGCAAGUCUGUUGAGAACUUUUCUAAGGCAAGACUUUUGCACCAUUACGUGAAGUGUCACAACGGGAAAUCUAUCAUUGUGUGAGCUGACUUUGGAUAUGAAAAGACCCCUGUCUGUCCCUUGGGCCCCGGAGAAAUCCAUCAGGCAUCCUGAUUUUGAAGACUUGUGCAGUUUUGUUCCACUUCUGCAGUCCAGCUCCACUUGCUCCUUUGACUGUCCAAGGAGCUGCCAGCCAAGGAUGAUGGGAUGGCGACAACCAAAAGCUGGCCUAACUGUGAUCCUUCUACAGUUUUGUGGAAGGUCCUCUCACACGUGUUAAACGGGGAUGAUUCGGUAUGCCGUUCCAACCACACCUAGAUUACAAAAAGUACUCACUCCUUGUUGAUUCUGGUUCAGCAGUAGAAGCCAGGCGCUAGGAGGAGGGUUGGGUCCCAGGGACCGGCAUGUUUGAUGGGAGCCACAGUCAGGGGAGAUGGGAGUCCAAGGGUCAUUUGAGGAGAGACCAGCCCAUGGAUGGGCUGCAGGCCUGACUAGGAGGCGGAGGCCUAAGGUGACUAGUUGUGAAGCAGGACAAGUAUCCACGUGGAAGCCCAGUGACAAGAGGCCCAGACCGGGGAUGGCGGGAGGGGGUGGACAGGACUGACUUGGCAAGAUCAACCAGAUCUAGCUGGUCUAGUUGAUCUAGAUCUAGCCAGAUCUAUUUGUCUAGUGUGCCAGGGAAUGGGGCGGGGGGGCAGGGGCAUGCUAUGCAAUCAUGGAGGCUUUCAGGAAACGACACCAAGAGAUUUCUGUGUCUGGGUGAGCUAGGAUGGCCACUGGUGUUAAAACGCUUCCCCUUGUCUGAGAAGGCGUCUUUGCCAAUAACAGACAACACUUCUUCAGUCUGUCCUUAUUUGGUACCAGCCAAAGAGCUCCUUCCGCCCUGCUUUGUUUCCAGCGUGUUUGGCCAGUGCCCGGGGACGGUGUUUUAUCCAUGGAAGCUCUUGGGAGUCUUCGGGAUGACCCAUUUUCUUGUUUUUGCUUCCACAGAUAAGCAUGGUGUGUGUGUGUGUGGGGGGGGGGUAGCUGAGAUUUCCCUUGGCAAAGCUCAUGAAACACAAAGUGCGCAACAGCCUCAAGUUGGUCUAUUUCAAAGCCACAGAAUUGACUAUGUAUUGUCUGAUCUGGGCAGAGACGUAUGGCCUAUAGGGACAUAGGGUAACCCAUGUCCCCAGGCGCAUGGCUUCUCCACAGAACCAAAAGAUGUGCGCCCCAACCACACGCCACCGAGCCCUGCCCCCCUGGCCUCCCUGUAGGCUGGCUUUUGGCCCCCACCCCAGGCCCUGCUGGCCUCCACAGAGACCGGGGACGGGGCUCGGCCUGCAGGGAGGCCUGGGGGCAGAGCUUGGCAGCGCACAGCCCCGCCUCAUGCGGCCCCGCCCACAAGUCCCACCUCAAGCCUCUGUGCAGGCCGGUGGGGCGGGGCUCAGUCAGUGGUGGGAUUCAAAUAAUUUAACAACUGGUCGUUUACAAGCACCAUUUUAACAACCGGUUCUGCCAAAGUGUUGCGAACCGGCUGAAUCCCACCACUGGGCUCAGUGCCCCCAAGCCGGGCCUCCAAGCACAGGGGGGCACCAGGAGAAGGGGAUGUCUCUGGGCACCAUUUCCCCCUGAUACACCUCUGGAUCUGGGUCUACCAACUUCUUUUCCCACAAUGCACCACAUGACCAGUUUGUGGAAUUCUCCAACGCAGGACGUGAGGGCAGUCUCGAUCUAAGAUGACUUUAAAAGGGGAUUGGAACAAUUCAUUGGGGGGGUGGGGGGGGGGUUCAAUGGCUAUUAGCCACCUGCAGCAUCCACAUUCCAUGGCAGUUUGUUUUAAUGUCCACCGUUAUAUGGAAACAGCAAACUUUCGUGGGGGCAUUCGUUUGACUCCUGGUGGGAAAAGCCUCCUGAGUGAGAUGGCCCAAUGUCCUGGCUGAGGAGGAGAAAAUAUGCACGUGUCUCCAAAGCACCAUAUUCCCAAACGUCUGAAAUGGGGGCGGGGGUCAGACUCACUUAGAAAAAUGUCUUCAGGAUAGAUUUUCUCCACCAGACUGCUCCCGGAGUCAGCAGCACAGCCCUGCCCAGCACAGGAAGCCCCGCUGAUGUUCCUUUCUCCUCUGCCCAGUCAAGGCAGACUCUGAGGAGGAAGCCGCCUUCUGGGCAAAGGGGAUGGCGAUGCCAUGUACCCCCCCCCCCCGCGGCCACAGCAGAAGCUGCCCUGCUCUCUUCGCAUGUAGAAGGUCCAAGGCCCAGACCUCCUCGGAAGGAUCUGUGCCGUUGUGAAAAACCUCUCUCUGCCCUCGGCGCUGCAGCCCCAGCGGAGCCGGAUGGAUGAGAUGCAGAAGGCAAUUUCACUUGUCUGUAGCUGCACUGCAUGCUGGAGGGCCCCGGCUCUGCCUCGCAGCGUGGGCUGUGGCUCCGUGGUAGGGAAUCUGCCUGGAUGCCGAAAGCCCCAGGUUCAAUCCCUGGCAUAUCUAGUUAAAAAGGACCGGGCAGCGGAUUAUGUGGAAAACUUCCGCCUGAGACUGCAAAGAUUGUCAUGCCCUUAUAUAAAGCCGUGGUGCGACCGCA
Sphaerodactylus townsendi is the source of this 4536-nucleotide messenger RNA. It is a transcript of the gene PALM, whose product is annotated as paralemmin. The record is from RefSeq and is a predicted model, not a curated record. Bases 240 to 1349 code for a protein of 369 amino acids. NCBI's taxonomy places the organism in Eukaryota, Metazoa, Chordata, Lepidosauria, Squamata, Sphaerodactylidae. Gene Ontology annotation, biological process: regulation of cell shape. Gene Ontology annotation, cellular component: membrane. The transcript is spliced from 9 exons.